Molecule: messenger RNA, 875 nt
Organism: Phlebotomus papatasi
Lineage: Eukaryota; Metazoa; Arthropoda; Insecta; Diptera; Psychodidae
Gene: Prosalpha2
Product: proteasome subunit alpha type-2
Exons: 2
Coding region: 113-814 (233 amino acids)
Biological process (GO): ubiquitin-dependent protein catabolic process
Cellular component (GO): proteasome core complex, alpha-subunit complex; proteasome core complex
Source: RefSeq, a predicted model, not a curated record
GCUGCAAUCGCUUGAGAGUGUUUUCCUAUUCGGACAGUGACGAUUUGUUUUUCAGCAGUGCGGUGUAUUUUUCCUCAAUUUUCUCACAAAAUACCCAUAAACUUGUAGUGAAAUGGCCUCUGAGCGGUACAGCUUUUCCCUGACAACAUUUAGCCCUUCAGGGAAGCUGGUUCAGAUUGAAUAUGCCCUGGCGGCUGUGUCAGCUGGAGCCCCAUCUGUGGGUAUUAAGGCCACCAAUGGUGUGGUCCUGGCCACGGAGAACAAGCACAAGUCCAUUUUGUACGAUGAGCACAGUGUAAACAAGGUGGAAAUGGUGACAGAUCACAUUGGGAUGGUUUACUCAGGAAUGGGUCCGGAUUAUCGGUUGCUGGUGAAACAGGCCCGCAAAAUGGCCCAGCAGUACUACCUCGUAUAUCAGGAGCCAAUUCCCACGGCUCAACUGGUGCAGCGUGUGGCUACGGUGAUGCAGGAAUACACGCAAUCCGGAGGAGUUCGUCCCUUUGGUGUUUCCCUGCUCAUCUGCGGCUGGGACAAUGAUCGUCCCUACCUGUUCCAGUGUGAUCCAUCUGGAGCCUAUUUCGCAUGGAAGGCUACAGCCAUGGGGAAGAAUGCUAUCACCGGGAAGACAUUCCUGGAGAAACGCUACAGCGAGGAUCUUGAGCUCGAUGAUGCCGUUCACACGGCCAUCCUGACACUCAAAGAGGGAUUCGAGGGUCAGAUGACCGCUGACAACAUCCAAGUGGGCGUUUGCGAUGAAAAUGGCUUCCGGCGGCUCGAUCCUUCGACUGUGAAGGAUUACUUGGCGAAUAUUUAAGCAGCAUUUUUGGUGAUGUUUCAUCUGAAUUCUAAUUAAACUCGGUUUUACACAAUAAAAA